CGCUCUGUGAGCGGGUCCCGUGGGAUGAAGCUGGGUUUCUCAGGUUGAUGGAUCGGAGAGUGUGUGUCUCGGUCGGCGGCGCUCCUGUAAAUCCAAGGGCAAAUGAGAUCCCACGAAGUGUGAUUUCAGCUUGAGCCAAGGAAAGCACGGAGGAGCCCCGGAGCUUCCUCUCUUUCGAUUGUUGGAAAUGGGCGGUUUCGGUCUCUUGCGUGUGAGACGCUGAACAGCUUGCCUGUUUUGAAGGCUUUUCCUUCUGCACCGCGGCUCAUGCUGAAGUGAUAGAAACCAUCUUCUAAAAGAAGCAGAGAUACUACACAAAGCCAGGUUUAGUUACAUUCUGCCAAUUUUGGGAAUUUGCAACGAGCCUGAAUUUCUGGGGAUAGUAACAGAAUACAUGACAAACGGGUCAUUAAACCAGCUUUUACAUGGGAAAGAUCUAUAUCCUGACAUUCCCUGGUGCCUGAGAUUCCGCAUUCUUUAUGAAAUUGCUUUGGGAGUAAACUAUUUGCACAACAUGAAUCCUCCAUUGCUGCACCAUGACUUGAAAACCCAGAAUAUUUUGCUGGAUGAUGAGUUCCAUGUCAAGAUUGCAGAUUUUGGCAUGUCAAAAUGGCGUGUCAUAUCCAUGUCACAAUCACGAAGUGAAACCUCUUUACCAGAAGGAGGGACAAUUAUCUAUAUGCCACCUGAAGAUUACAAUCCCAGUCAGAAAACCCGUGCAAGUGUAAAACACGAUAUCUACAGCUAUGCAAUUAUUAUGUGGGAAGUGAUGUCAAGGAAACAGCCAUUUGAAGAAGUUAUAAACCCCUUGCAGAUAAUGUAUAGUGUGUCUCAAGGACAGCGACUAGACUUAAGUGAAGAAAGUUUAUCAAUGGACAUUCCUCAUCGAGUGAUCAUCAUAAAAUUGAUAGAAAGUGGAUGGGCACAAAACCCAGAUGAAAGACCAUCAUUCUUAAAAUGCUUAAUAGACCUUGAGCCAGUGCUUCGAACAUUUGAUGAAAUAGCUAUGCUGGAAGCAGUAAUUCUGUUAAAGAGAUCAAAAUCACUAUAUGAAUCACGAUGUAUUUACAAGAGUGGAAAGCAAGCAGAUGCGGAGCAGAUAUCACUAAAUAUACCUCUGAAUCCCCAUGAGGAAACGUAUUCUGGCUCCACUCAAUGUGAUGCACUUCCCCUUCGAAGCAUCUCUCCAGAUAUAUCAAGACUCAAAUCUGUUCCCAUGUGUAAUAUCCUCUCAUCAGAUGGAAGUUUUGGUGGUCUACAGUCUCUCAGCAGUCAGAGCACAGAUGAAAAUAUCUCUGUAACUCAGAGUGCCAAACUUCUUGUGCAUCCAUACAGUUGUUCUCCUUCAUCUGACAAGAGUAUUUCAGACGCCACAAAUCCUGCAUCAUGUAUGCUGCGGUCAUCGCCAGUUCCUUCAGCUUUUGUUUUGGAAACCAUACAACAGAAUGUAGCUCAUCAAUGGAUCCAAAGCAAAAGAGAAGAAAUUAUUGAUCAGAUGACUGAAGCGUGUUUGAAUCAGUCACUGGAUGCUCUUCUAGCAAGAUUUUUACUCAUGAAAGAAGACUAUGAACUUAUAAGCACCAAACCUACAAGGACAUCAAAAGUACGACAGCUGCUUGAUACCUCAGAUAGCCAAGGAGAGGAAUUUGCCAGAAUUAUAAUACAAAAGUUGAAAGAUAACAAACAGCUAGGACUUCAACCUUAUCCAGACAUUGUUCCCAAUUCUCUAAGACUGCAUCUUUAAAUUUAUUUUCUAUAUGAAACCAUGUGAAUAUUUCUUACGUGAUUCUUGUUUCUGUAUAGUAGUUUUAUAUAUGUACUGCUUUGUCUUUACUGUGCCUUUGUAGAGUCUCAGAAAUGACACUGAGUUCAUCUAGACUGCAUUUGGUGGGUUACCAAUUCAUUAGUUGGAGUGCAGCCAUAAUGCCAAACACUAGACACUUGCUGACUCAGUUCAUAAAAAUAUUUUGUUUACACAUGACACAGAAAAAAACCACAUUAAAUGUUCCUUGGUUUACAUAUGUUCUGUUUAUAGAUAUCCUUCCUUUCAUCUCACAGGAUUGAGAUGACCCAACUCAACCUGGAGUAUUGGUUUUUCUCCCUGCACCUUGUCUUUCCAAAAGAGGAGACAAA
Messenger RNA from Neopsephotus bourkii (Bourke's parrot), 2133 nucleotides. It is a transcript of the gene RIPK2, whose product is annotated as receptor interacting serine/threonine kinase 2. Gene Ontology annotation, biological process: innate immune response; positive regulation of apoptotic process; positive regulation of canonical NF-kappaB signal transduction. Gene Ontology annotation, cellular component: cytoplasm. The record is from RefSeq and is a predicted model, not a curated record. Lineage: Eukaryota; Metazoa; Chordata; Aves; Psittaciformes; Psittacidae. Bases 395 to 1744 code for a protein of 449 amino acids. The transcript is spliced from 11 exons. Gene Ontology annotation, molecular function: JUN kinase kinase kinase activity; ATP binding.